This is a messenger RNA of Bolinopsis microptera, 1169 nucleotides long. RefSeq lists its product as uncharacterized. NCBI's taxonomy places the organism in Eukaryota, Metazoa, Ctenophora, Tentaculata, Lobata, Bolinopsidae. The coding region runs from base 25 to 942 and encodes 305 amino acids. The transcript has 2 exons. The record is from RefSeq and is a predicted model, not a curated record.
UCUAGGUCCUGUAGUUCUCUCCAAAUGAUUCUAGUGGUUGUUGCCACGCUUCUCCUGGGAGUGGGCUGUUCUCCAGCACAACAACAGACGUACAAUGCAUUAAGUUUUGGGGAUGGUCAGGAUGACAAAAUACAAUGGUACCCAGACAUGAGCCCAUUUGCAACACAAAUGUCAAUUUGCACCUGGAUUAAGAGGCGAAGUGAGACGACCAGAUCACCUGUUGCACUAGAUUACUACCUCGCCAGUCAGCAUGGAAUUUAUUUAGAAGCUGAUGAAAACUGGAACGAGGUAGUCGAAAGUAAUCUCAAUCUGGAUGGUAAAUUCAAGGCCCCAGCAAAUGAGUGGUUUCAUUUCUGCUUGACAUGGGGAGACUACAUUCUCAGAGCUUACUUCAACGGCCAGGAAGUUGGGUCUACAAGCACGAAUAGGAGACAAAUAGAGACAGGAGGUAAAAUGAGUAUGGGGAAUAGAGCUGAUGAGAUGGUGGAGUCGAGGUUCAUUUUUGGCGGAGACGUGUUCAAGAUGAACAUUUUCAACAGGGUACUCACUUCUACAGAGAUAAGAGCAAUGGCCUCUGACAUGUGUUCUGAGGAGGAGGAGAUACUCAACUCAAAUAGACUUAUCAAGUGGGAGGAUAUAAUGUCGCAACAGAGAACUGGAAAUGUGGUUGAGAUCCCUACAAACUGCCCCGUAGUUCCUCACACCAAAGAAAGACUGAGACUGAUUGAAGAAAGGCUUAACACAGCAGAACAAGAGUUGAAAGAAACCAAGACUUCCCUCACCAACACCCAGGAGGAGCUGCAAAGCACCAAACAGGAGCUGACAGAAACUAAGCGUAGUUUGAAGUGUCACGAGGACACGCUACAGAGACACUUUAGAUACAGACCUGUAUGUGAUGAUGAAAGCGAGGAAGACACGAUUUGUCUGAACACAAGGAACUAAAAGCUGCAAUUAUCACUGGGGGUCAUGCUUCACUGUGCGGACAUCAACGUGUGUGGGAUUCUAGACGUUACUAUAAAUAAUUACUAUUAUCUUUCUAAAUAACUUAAGUAAUAAUCAGCACUAUUUUCUCGUCACUUAUUUUUUUUUUCUUUUUGGGAUUCAAUAUUAUUAUAUAAUUUCUUAAUUAUAUCAUUAUAUAAGUGUAAUUUCUUUUUUCUUCGCUUAAA